Saccharomyces mikatae IFO 1815 is the source of this 1506-nucleotide messenger RNA. It is a transcript of the gene KAR5, whose product is annotated as Kar5p. The coding region runs from base 1 to 1506 and encodes 501 amino acids. Gene Ontology annotation, cellular component: endoplasmic reticulum membrane. The record is from RefSeq and is a predicted model, not a curated record. The transcript has a single exon. Gene Ontology annotation, biological process: nuclear membrane fusion involved in karyogamy; karyogamy involved in conjugation with cellular fusion. NCBI's taxonomy places the organism in Eukaryota, Fungi, Ascomycota, Saccharomycetes, Saccharomycetales, Saccharomycetaceae.
AUGCGCCCCGUCUAUUUGUUAGCGAUUUGUAUUAGGUUUGUUUCAAGUUCCGAACUAGGGACAAUAAAUAAUCAGCUGCAAGAAAGAUUAAUAUACACCGACGAGUUCAUUGCAACUGAAGUUUUGGAAUCCAAAUUUCCAUUUCUGAAAUCGACAUGUGUUAAAGACGCACUAAAAAGUUAUUUGCCGCAAUGUAUGGCAAAUGGAUUUGAGUCCAUUGAUGCUGAAACUAGAGUAGAAACAGCUAUAAAGCUAUCCAUAUGUGAGUUUCAGGCAUCCGGCUUGGGUGAAAUACCAGCAAAUUGUAUGGUUGACGACUUGGGUUCAAUGAUGGAUUGUAUGCUUGAACUAGAAUCGUCUUCACAGUGGUGGACAACCUAUAGUGGAAAUUAUCAGCGGCUAUCAAGUAUUUGUUAUGAAAAUGUUCUUCCUUUCGAAAAAGAACAGAUUUUGAAGCUCUUUCUAAAUAUAACAGAACUUUAUGACUCGUUUGGAGGAGACAUCAAUACCAAACUGAAUGAGUUGGUAUUUAAAAUGGAGCGAGAAUCUGAAAGUUAUUUAAAUGAUCUGGCCAGGAUGUUUCACAAUUAUGAUCAUGAACUGCGAAAUAUGACAGAAAGCAAUCGAAUAAUUCUAGAAAACGACCUCUCGGUUUUUAGGGAUAAUGUCAAUAAUGUCUUUUAUGACACUUCAGAACAUUUAGAAGUCCAAAUUUUGGAAAAGAACAAUCAAAUAUUGAAUGAAGUCGAUACUAUUCAUCAUAUCAUGAGUAGCCUAGCAGAUGAGCUUAACAAAAAUGACAUGAAAGCUAAGAUAUAUGAUUUAAAGGACGACAACUUGAAUAAUUUACAGGACUUAGUGGAAAUGUCACACGAUGUAAGAGAAUACUACUUUAAAAACAACGAGCUCGUUAAUAUCGAGUUAGAUAAUUUUUUGAUGGGCUUAAAGGAACAGCUAGGGGGCAUGUCAAAGGACCUUUCUGAAUCACAAAUGGAAGCUAUAGAGCUCUUGCAGGGAUUCAACUCCGUUCUUCAUGAUUCACUUUUACCGUCGAUGACGGAUGAGAUAGUACCUGAAAUGACGAACUUCAAGAACAGCAUCCUACAGGAAUGGUCAUCAAUAACAUCGACUUUAAACAAAGAUUUUGCAUUAUGGAAUGAGGAAAUUUUUUCCACUUUUAGUGAAAUUUCAGAAAGAUUAAAUGGUACGAAAAAUAAAUUGGACGACAUUGACAUUAAAGUGUCACUUAUUCACAAAAAGCUAAUCGCAUUGAUAAAAAUAUUCGAUAUUAUGUGGAAAGCUAGCAAAAAAAUUAUAAAAUAUGGUUACUUUUUACUCAAGAGUAAAUACUGCUGGUUGAUGUGCUCUAUUGUAUGUAUUUGGUCAAAGUACUCUAUGCCUAGAAUAAUCCCCCAAACAAUCCCUAUCAAACGCUUUUACCAAUGGGGAAUCGUGCUGCUAUCAAUAUAUCUAGGGGCUAGCACUGGAUCCUUGAUUGGUGUUUGA